CUUAAUAAUAUUAAAACUGCUUUUUGAACUAUCUGUAAAUGGAAUUUUAAAAAAGGAUGGAGUUAUGCUUCUAACUUAACUAUUGCUCAUGGAUGUAAAAACACGUUGACAACUCUAAUGAUAAGAUGGCGAGCUAGUAUGUUGAUGGUUAUUUUAAGAUUAUUUUUAAACUGAGUGUAGGAAGACUCUUUUAAUUUAAUAAACUAAUAAUUUAUUCAUGUUAUUCGAUCUUUUCAUUAAUGUGCCAUGAACCCAUUUGAUUCAACGAUCGAAUCUAUCCCAGAGAUUUCUAAGAUUUUUGAUGAAGACUGCAAUUGUACUGCUAUUGAUAAAACUAUCGGAGAAUUUUGCGGCGAAACUGAAACUCUAAGAAUUAUCAAUGAGUUUCAAAAAUUAUACGAAACUCGUAUUGAAAAUGUUGAUCGAGAGUUCGAAAAUGAAUUUGAUCAAGUUUGUAUGAAAUUAGAAAUAUCAAAGGAAUGGAUAAAAAAUUUAAAAGAGCAAAAUGUUAUGCUAGUACAAGUAGUAGAGGAUUUAGAGCAAGCUGCUUGUAAUAGAGUUAAAUUAUUGGAACAAAAAUUAAAACAUUCAUCAGUGUUAGUUUCUGGGAACAUGUCAAAGUCAAUGAAUACAGAAAUGACUAUACAUACACUUUCCAAUCGUGUAAGUAUCUUAGAAAAAGAUGAAAAAUAUAUGCAACAAAAAAUAGAAUUUCUUCAAAGUGAUAUCAGAGGAUUAUUAGAACUAAUACGACGUGCAGUGCAAGAAAAUCAUUGGAAUUUAGAUGAUAUAAAAUUCUUUGAAAUUCAACCUAGUGAUAUACCUGUCCCCACUAACUGUACCUGUGAUCAGGGAGAUAUAAGUCAUAAAAAGAUGCAGUCCUUAAAAUUGCAAAUCAAACAUCUUCAAGAAAAUGAAAAAAGAAUGAUUGUAUAUCAAAAAGAGUUAGAGGAUAAAUUAAUAGAUCUUAAUGCAAAAUUGCAAACAAAAGAAGAUACCGUUAAAGCAUGUGUUUCUCAAUUUCAAAAUCUUAGUGACAAUCUUAGAAAACAUGUCAAAUUUACUGAGCAAAUUGCAUGUAGCUCAUUUAUAGUAAAUGAUCAAGAACCUGUUGAUGAUGUUAAGAGGUCAAGGAAUCCUACAAAUCAACAGAAUCAAAUUUUAUUAUAUUUGAGUAAAGUAAAAUCAUUCAUGGAACAGGAAAAAGAAGACCUUUUUAAUUUAAAGAUAGAAUUGGAAAAAACUGUAGAAGACUUGUGCGGCAGAAAAGAUAAAGAAUACAAAACGAUUGAUAGUGAAAAUAAUGUGGAUAAUAUAAGGUAUAAAUUAGCUAAAAAUAUUGAAUAUGUGGACAAAAUAUAUUUAAAAAAGGAGGAAUCAAUUGAAAUAAUUAAUUCUUUACUUCAAAUGGAAAAUAAUCAUCUUUUUCAUGUAGAAGAUCUUAAUUGCUUACCAAGUACGGAUAUUAACCGACGGAAAUUAAUGGACAUAUUCAGAGCAUGUAUUGUUGAAGCACAACUUACUAUGGAAGAUAUGAAAGAUGAAAUAAAUAUAAUUGUUUCUUCAUUUAAAUGUAGACAUCAAAAGUAUGUUGAUUUGAAUAAAGAAGUUAUGAAUGUACAAAAUCAGUUAAUAAAAAGUCGGGGGAUAAUAGCAGAAGUAAUUAAUAAAUUACAAUUACAAGGAGAAGAAAGAAUCAGACACAAUGAUAGAAUUGCUUCAAGAAAGAAUAAAUUAAAAGACAUAAAAAAUGAAAUAAAUCUGUCCCAAUCCCAAUUAUCAAUUCAUAUAAAUGAAAUGCAGACCAAUGAAAAUAUAUCUAGUUAUGCAGAAAAUGUAUCCAACUACGACCUGUUAUGUUCAGUAAUCGAAGAAAUAGAACAAACAUCAUCUAGUCUGCAAAUAUUUCAAGUUCAAGGAUGUUGCAUAGUAAAAGAGUUUGAAAAAAUGAAGAACCAAUUUUGUGAAGUAGAUUCAUCUACAAGGAAAUUACAAGAAAAAAUAGAUGAAGCAUUGACAGAACAUGACAUAGUAGAAUUGACACUUUCACAAAAAGAACAAAAAUUACAGAAGUUAGAGGAAGAAGUUGAUGUGAUCCAUUUAAAAGUAAAAAACGUGUUGGAAUCAUUUUUUUCUCCAAAAGAACAUGUAUCUGAUUAUAAUAUUAUGGAGGCUCAAUUAUAUACACAAAUUUUAAAUGAGAUACUGCAAACUAAACAAGCUGUAUAUAAAUUAAGGAAAGAAUAUGACGAAUUAAAAUAUAAGUUAUCACAAUCAUCACUCCACCCUGAAUGUGAUAAGAAAACAUGUUCGUGGAAAUGUAGAGUAACUGACUUACAAGAUCAAGUUAAAAUACUACAACAUGAGGCAAAGUGCAAUGAAGAAGCAAACAAUUUUUUAAGAAAUAACAUUCAAUCAAUAGAAGAGGAACUGCAUAUAACACAAGCAAAAGCAGAUAAUUAUAGACGAUCUCAUUCCAUAGAUAAUAUGAAAUUAAAGAAAAAGAUUAUAGAAUUAGAAAAUACCCUUAAAUUUCAAAAAGAAAUUGAAUGUACUCUUCAGCGACAAUUGAAUGAUAGCGAAAUUGAAUUAAAAAGAUCUAAAGAAUUAUUAAAUUCUUCUCACAAUGAACAUAGCAUGGAAGAAACUUUGUUACGGUAUGGCUGUUAUCAGUUCAGAUAUGACACAAUGACUGCACCUCAGUUAUUUAAAAAACUGCAAAACACUAUAAAAUCAACAAAAACUGGCCUUCAAGAACUUAAAGCAGAAUUCAAAAAAUUGAUUUGUGAAGAUUCAUCUAAUAGCUGUUCUUCUGCAAAGACAUUAAUGAAUUUACUAGAAAAAUUACAGAAGUAUGAAAAUGAACUAGAUAAUUGUACCCAAGAAAUUGAAGAACUCAAGAAUACAUUGUAUUCUAAAGAUAAGCUUAUAGAAAAUAUGGAUGAAAUUAUUAAAAUCCAAAAGGAUUCCAUUGUAAUGACACAAGCUGAAUUAAAAGAACUUCACAAAAAAUUUCAAGAAAAGAUUGAUAAUCAAGAUCAAAUAAUUUCUCAAUACGAAAAGGAAAAGAAAGAAUUAUUAGAACAGAACGAGCUUCAAGUUCAAACUAUUGGUCAUUUACAAAAUGCUGUAGUGGAAGCUAAAAAAUGUAUAGAUCAAAUGGGACAUAGAACAGAAAACAAUCGAACAGUCUGUAAUUUACAGUUUGAAGAAAAAAUUGAAGCUAUUCGUUUACUCACAGUGUAUGCAGAAGAAACUCAAAGUCAAUAUAAUGAAUGUUUUGCAGAGGCAGCUAAACAAGAUAAAUUGUUAGAGCUACAGCGAGACGCAAUUCACAAUCUUCAACGAAAAAUUAGUGGUAUGGAAUACGAUAAUAGCACAGCUAUUACUUUCAUCCAUAUCACAUAUUAUUCAAUUUUAAAAACAAUACAGGAACAACUGGAAACUCGAGUAAAUGAAAUUCAAGCUCUAAAAAAUGAGAGAGAUACUUUAAUACAAUCAAAAUGUUACUUGGAAAGUAAAUAUUUGAACACAAAAAUGUUAUGGCAAGAAGCAGAAGGAAAAUUGCUGGAAUUAAGGAAAGAAACGUUGAAGAUUGAACAUAAAACAAAGAUUACUGAAGAUAAAGGAUGUCAAUAUAAAAUAGAAGUUAAAGACAAAAACUGCACUACUCAAGAUAUAUUUGAUUGGAGUGACUUAACAUAUAAUAAUACGGAACAAUGUAAAAAUUUAUCACAUGAACAUGACUUACAAUCAGAAAUUCAAAUUUUAAUUGGAGAAAACGAAGAUAUGAAAAGACAAUUACAAAAAUAUAAAUUGGAUUUUGACAUCAUUGACAAAGAACUGAAAACAGAAAAAGAAAGUGGCACUUAUGUUCAACAAAUUUCAUUUGAAUUACAAAAAUUAAGAGAUACAGAGUGUUGCCUACAAUAUGAAAAUGAACAACUUAAGUCUGAUUUAAAAAAGCAAACUAUUGAAAUAGAGGACUUGUUAGAAAAGUUACAAUUAUCUCAGGAAAAUAACACAAAAUUUGAGAAAUUGUUAAAGAAAUUAGAGGAUAGGCAGAUACAGAUUAAUGAUUUAUGCAGUCAGAUUGUGAAUAACGAAAUUGUUAUAAAAAAACAAACAGAAAUCAUUGAAGAACUUGAAAAAAAGUUAGAUAUAAAAAAUAAACAAAUUAAAGCAUAUUUAUCUGAAUUAAAUGAAGCAGAAGAAGAGAUGUCAACUUUACAUGAAAGGAUACAAUCUUUAAAAACAAUGUUAAAAGAAAAAUCAGAUGAUAUGGCUAAAUUGCAGGCAGAUUAUGAAGUGAUGAAAAAUGAGAAUUCUAUAUUGAAAAUGGAGAAUAGCAAUUUUGAGGAUAAAACAAAAGAAGAUAUUUGUCAAUUAAAAGCUAUAUUGAAAGAUCUUCAAAUGCAAUUAUGCUUCGCUGAAGAUAAUUAUUGCAGAGUCACUAAAGAUUUUAAUAGAACACAAGAACAAUUAAUCAAGAUAACAAAACGAGAAGCUGAUUUACAAGAAUGUUUAACAAAUAUGGAAAUGGAUUAUUGCCUAAAACUAUCGACUAUAGAGAAAGAGAAAACUAUACUUGGAGACUGUUUGGAUAAACUUAAAGAUGAAUUAGAAGAAAUUCAAAGGAACUAUUCAUCAAAAAAUAGUGAACAUUGCAAACUGCAAGAUAUUUGUAAGUCUUAUGCGGAACAAUUACAUAUUUUACAACAACAGAUUGAGGGAGAAAAAGAGAAAAUUAAGCAAAUGGAAGAAUCAAAUCAUUGUAUAGUGCAGCAGUUACAGGAAUACAAGGAACAAAAUUGUAAUCUUAUUAAGGAAAAAUCCAUAAUAGAACAAAAUAAUUGUGAAAUCAUUUCAGAGUUGCAAGAGACACACAAAUCCUUGUUAGAAUUAAAAAAAGAGUGUCAGCUAAAAAAUAAAUCAUUGGCAUGCAUAUCAGCAGAAUUAACAGAAACGGCAAUGAGUAGAUCGGAACUUUGUAAUCAGUCGCAAUAUGUCGUUUCUUGUAUACGUGUUUGGAUGGAAGAACAACGAGAAUAUGUAAACAAACUUAGUACGAAAUUGAAAUCCCAACAACAGGAAUUAGUACAACUUGAAUUUGAAAAGAGGUCACUGUUUUUAGAAUUUCCAAGAUUAGUAUUUUCAAAGACUUAUAAGUUUAAAGUCUCAAAAAUAAUCGACAACACAAUUUACAGAGUAUUAGUAGAUGAAACAAGGAGAUUAAAACACAUUAAUCACGCACUAAUACAAAGACUGAAGCGGAUACAUAGACAUGGUGGGAGGAAUGUUAGAAACGUUUGUGUAGGAUGUCAAAUAUUACCAAAAAAUAUUGAUAUACAUCUUCCUACAAGCUCCAAAUAUGUAUCAUCACAGAAGAAACUAAAUCUUACAAGGACAGCACAGCGCAUGUCAGUGUGUAGUAACGGUUCGUGGUUCCCUAAAAUGAAAUAUUUAGUAAACGAGUUACGAAAAAGUAAUAUAGAAUGUAGUGAAAACUGUUUUAACAGGAUGAAUACAGAUGUAGGGGCAGAAGAAAACCACGAUUGCGGUUACCAAUCAUCUACCAGUAAAUAAACAUAUAUAGAAAGUUAUGACUACUAAAAAUGAACUAAUCAUACUUUUUAACGGACAUAUAAACAAAUUGUUAAUUCAUCAGACUUUUUUAUAUUAUUUACUAUGUAAUAGAAGUUCUUCAUAUUUAUAUGCAUGAGUCAAUUUAAAAAUAUAAACGUACAUCGAGUAAAUAAUUCAUUUGUCAAUGUGUACUUUCUUUAUUAAUGUUUCAUAAUUGAAUUUUCUGGAGUACGUAAUUUUAGAGUAAAAUGAUACUUUGUAUGACACAGAAUAUGCAACAAAACAAGAUUUUUUAUGUAUGCUUUGUGAAAUAAUUUAAGUAAGAACUUGCAUUCGUUUAUAGUAAAUACUUCCAGACUGUUUGGAGGAUACUAAAAAUUACAUAUUACAGACUUUUACAAACUUUUGCUUAUCUCUAAAGAUCCAUCAUUAUAUGCUAUAUAUAAUCUGAUAGAGAAAUAUACAAACCAAAACAACAUGUAGUAAAAUGCUUUUAUAAAAAAACUGGUGGACUUCUUGAGCUGUCCACCACGGAUAAGAAAGAAAAAAUAAAUGUGUUAAAUACACGAUCCCCAAACAUGCAGAAAUACCUUUUUCAGUGAAUAAUUUUAGCCUAAAAUACAAUUCCAUAAAUAUUCAUUUAGAUAUGGAUUAAGAUUAACUUUUUAAAUUUGUAUUACAUACCAAUUACAAAUUUUAAAGAGAAAACAUUUUUUAUAAAUUCAAUAUACUCAAAUACCUAGUAAGCUUGAAGAAUUCCCAUAAUACAUUUAUAAAAACAGUAUUACUUUUCCCUGUAGUCUCAUUUAACAAUUUAUUUUC
Messenger RNA from Bombus pyrosoma, 6408 nucleotides. RefSeq names its product myosin heavy chain, skeletal muscle-like. Lineage: Eukaryota; Metazoa; Arthropoda; Insecta; Hymenoptera; Apidae. The coding region runs from base 247 to 5586 and encodes 1779 amino acids. The transcript has 39 exons. The record is from RefSeq and is a predicted model, not a curated record.